GAGUGAGGUAACCCCAUAAGACUGCCUCUCACUUUGUGCCUGUCUACCCUUGCUUUGUUUAUCUCUCUCUCCCUACAAUCUCUCUCUGUCUCUCUCUCUCAAUCUCUCUAUAUCUCUUAUAUCUCUCUCUGUGUUGAGAAACUCUGAAAUAGAGGAAAGGCAGACACACACACCAGAGAAGUUUUUAAUGUCUCCACCCACCGCCUCUUAUUUUCUCUCCUCUUUCUUCUGAAAUACAUAUACUCAGACCAUAAAAUCAACACCCCAGCUUGUAUUUUUCUUACAAUAAUCACUAUAAGAUAUACUUACAUAUAUAAUUUGAGUGCUUGCUCUGUUUCUUUGGUAAUUCUUGUCAAGAUUACAUCUUUCUAGCCUCACUCAGAUCUAUAGCCAACAAGCUUAUUUUCCCAAUUACAUUAUGAGUAAAGAAGAGUUCUUGAAAAUUCAGACUUGUGUGCUGAAGGUUAAUAUACACUGUGAUGGAUGUAAGCAUAAAGUGAAGAAGAUCUUGCAGAAAAUUGAUGGUGUUUACAAAACCAGCAUAGAUUCUGAGCAGGGGAAGGUUACGGUUUCGGGUAGUGUAGAUGCAGCUACCCUGAUCAAGAAGCUUACGAAGAAUGGGAAGCAUGCUGAGAUGUGGGGUGCUCCGAAAGGCGGCAAUAAUAACAAUCAGCCUCAGAAGAAUGUGCAAAUUGACCAUGGGAAAGGGGGAAACAAGGGGCAACAGCCGAACAAAGGCGGAAAUAACCAGCAGCAGCCUCAGAAGGGUGGGCCGCAAAUGCCUAACCAGCAACAACUUCAGCAGCUACAGCAGUUGCAGCAGAUGAAAGGGUUUCAAGAUAUGAAGUUGCCCCCUCAAUUUAAGGACAUGAAGAUGCCUCCUUCGUUCGGGAAGGACCCGAAUCAGAAGGCGGUCAAGUUUAAUAUACCGGAGGAGGAUGAGUUUAGUGAUGAUGAUCUGGAUGAGGAUUAUAGUGAUGAGGAUGAUUAUGAUGAUGAUGAUCUGGAUGAUGAGUUGGACGAUAUUCCGCCGCCUAAUAAGAUGAAACCUAUGAUGGGUCAGGGCGGUGGUGGUGGUGGGCAGAUGCCUCCGAAUAUGAUGAUGAUGAAUGGAAUGAAGCCUGGCCAGCUUCCUCCACACCUUAUGAAAGGUCCUCCUCCUGGUGGUAAUAAUGGAGGAAAUGGCGGUGCAAAUGCCAAGAAAGGUGGGGGCGGCGGAGGUGGUGGUGGAAACAUUCCUGUUCAGAUGAAUGGUAACGGUGGAAAGAAAGGUGGUGCUGGCGGCGGAGGAAAUGGAGGCAAUCAAAAUCAAGGAGGCGGUGGACAACCUAAGAAUGGUGGUGGCAAGCCUAAUGGUGGUGGCGGUGGCCAAAAUAAUGGCGGAGGAGGUGGCGGUGGUGGUGGGGCUCCUGGUGGUAAUGGAGGAAAGCAGGGUGGAAUGAAUGUUAUGCCUAACAUGAUGGGUAUGAGUGGUGGUGGGGGUGGCGUGGGCCAAAUGAGUGGUGGUAUGCCUAUGGGCCAGAUGGGUCAAAUGGGAAACAUGCAAGCAGCAGUUCAAGGCUUGCCAGCUGCGGCGGUCAAUGGCGGUGCUCCUGCUGGUUACUAUCAAGGUGCCGGAGGCCCUCAAGCAAUGGCAGGAAACGCCUACUACCAACAACAAAUGGCAGCAGCUAUGAUGAACCAGCAACGUGCAAACGGCGAAGGAUUCCACCCAAUGAUGUACGCAAGACCCCCUCCCGCCGUGAAUUACAUGCCUCCACACCCCUACUACCCAUACCAGCAACCACCCUCAGAUCCAUACACCAACUACUUCAGUGAUGAAAACACCUCCAGCUGCAAUGUUAUGUGAAUUCUUCAUCGUCGUCGGAAGUUCAGCCAAUCCCUAGGCCUAAAGUUUGCUGAUUUUGUAAUGGUGGACUUGGUGGUGCUUUGAUGGUUCAGUUAAAGUGUUCAAUGACUUGCUUGUCUAAAACUGUUUCUUUCACUACUUUUCUUUUCUGGCUUUAGCUCUUGUUUGCCAGUUUAUUUUCUCAGAGUCCUAAUUCUGAUUAGGAUUGUUUAAUUCUAAAUUAUAAUAGUGUACCUUAUAGAUUACAUUUAUAAUUAUAUAUAUAUAUAUAUAUAAAGCUUUAGAGAA
Molecule: messenger RNA, 2137 nt
Organism: Daucus carota subsp. sativus
Lineage: Eukaryota; Viridiplantae; Streptophyta; Magnoliopsida; Apiales; Apiaceae
Product: heavy metal-associated isoprenylated plant protein 33
Exons: 3
Coding region: 419-1849 (476 amino acids)
Molecular function (GO): metal ion binding
Source: RefSeq, a predicted model, not a curated record